AUGAGCAAGUCGAUGUGUGGCUGUGGCUGCAGCAUCAUCUCCUCUUUGAUGAAGAGACUGGGCCGCACAGCGUGCUGCUCAGACCUCUUCUCCAGCCAUACUUCAGAACAGCUGCAGCGCCUGGCCACUGGCUGCCCACCUCAACCAAAGAAUGCCAAGCCCUUCUCCUCCUCAGACAGCCUAGCGAAGGUCCAGGAGGUAGCAAGCUGGCUUUUGGAAAUGAACCAGGAUCUGCUGUCGGGGGGCAGCAGCAGCAGGCGGAGUCGAGGGCCGGGGGGUCCGGCAGUGCGAGGUAACGCCUCCUCCACGGCCCGGGCACCCCAGCAGGCAGCAGAGGAGGGUGAUGAAGAUGAGCACAUGAACCGGGUAGUAGAGGAGGAAGAGCAGCUGCAGCAAAGGCCUGAGGCGUUGCAGGUUGAUGGCGAGAGAGAACAGCCAUGGGCGCCAAGUGAAUCUGGAGCCAGCAAUGGCCCUCGGGGACACGAAGAAGGGGAAGAAGAAGAGGACGGCCCUCCGAACGAAGUGAACGGAGGAGAGAAAGGAGCCCGAUGGAUGUGGGGGCCAGAGCAGAGGCGACUGCGGGGCCAGCCGCUGGGCGAAGAGGAUGAGGAGGAGGAGGAAGAGGAAGAGAACAACAACAGCAGCAGUCACCAAGAGGAGGAGGAGGUGGAGGAGAGGACAGAGGGAGGGGAGGAGCAGGGGAGGGAGGAAGAGGAGAGGGAAGAGGGCGAGGAGGAAGAGGAGGAGGAUGAGGACGAGGAAGAGAUGGACCAAGACAGUGAUGACUUUGAACAUUCGGUGGAGAGUGGGAGGGAGGAGGAAGAGGAGGAGGAAGGAGAAGGGGAGGAAGGGCUGCGGUCUCCCUCUCUCAGGAACAAUGUGUCGGCCCCCAAUAACAACCUGGACUCGGGUUGUACACACCAAAGCUCUUCCAACAAGAAGAUGAAGAGGAAGUUGGACCAUGGCCCCGAGGUCCGAUCUUUCCCUUCAGGAAAAAAGCCCUGCAAAGGCCCAGAGUAUCCAAGCCCGACAGGAAUUGUCCCUUGUCCAGCCACACCCACCACAUUCGGCCACAUUCGAACAGCCAAUGGUCAGGGGCAGCAGAGACGGCGCAUCACCUCAAUCCAGCCACCCACGGGUCUCCAAGAAUGGCUCCGAACAUUUCAGAGCUGGACUGGCCCAGAGAAGCUGCUGGCGCUGGAUGAGUUGAUUGACAGCUGUGAGCCCACACAAGUCAAGCAUAUGAUGCAGGUGAUCGAGCCGCAGUUUCAGCGAGACUUCAUCUCCCUGCUGCCCAAAGAGCUGGCUUUGUAUGUGCUGUCAUUCCUGGAACCGAAGGACCUCCUCCAGGCUGCCCAGACGUGUCGCUACUGGCGCAUCCUGGCAGAAGACAACCUGCUGUGGAGGGAGAAAUGCAGGGAAGAAGGCAUCGAUGAGCCUCUGCUCCUCAAGAAGAGGAAAAUCGUCAAGCCUGGCUUCACUCACAGCCCCUGGAAGAGUGCCUACAUCAGGCAACACAGAAUAGACACCAACUGGAGGAGAGGAGACCUCAAAUCACCCAAGGUGCUGAAAGGUCAUGACGACCACGUGAUCACCUGCCUCCAGUUCUGUGGUAACCGCAUCGUCAGCGGCUCUGACGACAACACGCUCAAAGUCUGGUCAGCCAUCACAGGAAAGUGUCUGCGCACGUUGGUGGGCCACACAGGGGGCGUUUGGUCAUCCCAGAUGAGAGACAACAUUAUUAUCAGCGGCUCCACUGAUCGCACACUCAAGGUCUGGAACGCAGAGACAGGAGAAUGUAUCCACACCCUCUAUGGGCAUACCUCAACAGUGCGCUGCAUGCACCUACAUGAGAAAAGGGUGGUCAGUGGCUCUCGUGACGCCACGCUGCGCGUCUGGGACAUCGAGACAGGUCAGUGUUUACACGUCCUCAUGGGCCACGUGGCGGCGGUGCGCUGCGUCCAGUAUGACGGACGGCGGGUGGUCAGUGGUGCCUACGACUUCAUGGUCAAAGUUUGGGACCCCGAGACGGAGACCUGCCUCCACACGCUGCAGGGCCACACCAACAGAGUGUACUCAUUACAGUUUGAUGGGAUCCACGUGGUGAGCGGCUCUUUGGACACUUCUAUAAGGGUCUGGGACGUGGAGACGGGCAACUGCAUCCACACGCUAACAGGGCAUCAGUCCCUCACCAGCGGCAUGGAGCUCAAAGACAACAUCCUGGUCUCAGGCAACGCAGACUCCACUGUCAAGAUCUGGGACAUCAAGACGGGACAAUGCCUGCAAACACUGCAAGGUCCCCACAAGCACCAGAGCGCCGUGACGUGCCUCCAGUUCAACAAGAACUUUGUCAUCACCAGCUCGGACGAUGGCACAGUUAAACUGUGGGACCUGAAGACGGGCGAGUUCAUCCGAAACCUGGUAACUCUGGAGAGCGGCGGCAGCGGCGGUGUGGUGUGGCGCAUCCGGGCCUCCAACACCAAGCUGGUGUGUGCGGUGGGCAGUCGCAAUGGCACAGAGGAGACCAAGCUGCUGGUGCUGGACUUUGACGUGGACAUGAAGUGAGAAGGGACGUGGUGGGGAAGGACGAAGAGAGCGAAACUACGGAGAGGAAGGAAUAGAGAGGGAAUGGGAGAUGAGGCACCUAAAAACCGAAGGGCCAAAGCCCAGAACUCUUCACCCAAAAUCUACAACCACCACCACUGACAGUGGGCUGUCCUGUCCUCUACCAUUAUCUUCCCCGUCCCCCUUUGGGCAAAUGUUACUGACACAGCCGCACAUGUGCUCCGCCCCUGCUUUCGACGCCGUACCACCAGUACGCGGUGGAGUCAGAGGGGAUCGGGCUGAAAACGGGGCGUCGGGGCGCGACCUGUCUGAAGAGCGGAAGAAAGGAAUGACUGAUGACGACUGAACUCUUUUGAAGUGACUCUCAUCCCUUUCGGUUUGGGGUCCGCUUCGCACAGAGACUUGGUUUCGCUCAAGCCUGACAGAUUUUGAGAUGUACAGAGAUAUAUUAUUUUUUAAAGACACCCCCCCC
Messenger RNA from Plectropomus leopardus (leopard coralgrouper), 3037 nucleotides. The record is from RefSeq and is a predicted model, not a curated record. NCBI's taxonomy places the organism in Eukaryota, Metazoa, Chordata, Actinopteri, Perciformes, Serranidae.